AUGACCAAAAAAAAUAAUACUGUUGUUUCAUGGUUUGUUCAAUCAUAUUAUAAACCAUGUGCCGCCACUGCUAUACUAUCAGAACCAAUUAUUGAUCAAACUCAAAGUUCAAUGACCUUGUGUAAAGUACUCUUAUAUGGUUUGAAACCAAGUGAUAUUAACUAUAGUAGUAAUGAUAAACUAUUUGAAAUACCGUUUGAACGCCAACAACAGCCACCAAAUUCAUUAUCUACAACAUUAUCGAUUCAUCGGACAGAAAGUACAUCAACGCCAGAAACUGAUUAUCUCAAUUUGCACAUUAAACCAUUGUCAACACCAACAAAUUCCCGUUCUUUAUUCAAUAAUGAUACUGCUCAUGAAUCAAGUCCAAUACGUGUGAUAAUUUGUGAAACAUCUCGUGGACGUCAUCGUAUUUGUGUUUCACAAACAUUAUUGCGUACACAUAACAGUCAUGUUUAA
Rotaria sp. Silwood2 is the source of this 459-nucleotide messenger RNA. Lineage: Eukaryota; Metazoa; Rotifera; Eurotatoria; Philodinida; Philodinidae. The record is from the annotation of a GenBank genome assembly.